Molecule: messenger RNA, 1335 nt
Organism: Symbiodinium sp. CCMP2592
Lineage: Eukaryota; Dinophyceae; Suessiales; Symbiodiniaceae
Source: the annotation of a GenBank genome assembly
AUGCUGCACGUGUGGAGGCCCUCUGGGGAGCAAGUGGCUAGUAUUCCCACCCGGAAAGUGGGUCGCGUGCAUGAUUUGAAGCAGCAUCUGGACACUCUCCUUGGGGUCCCACGGUUCCGGCAGCGAAUCGUGCAUGAAGAUGCGGUCUUGGAUGACGAUGCUCAGCUGGCCUCGAUUACGGAUGUGCAGCUCGUGGUGCUUCACAUUUCCGAAAGGGAUGCCAAAUACUUCUUAAAAGCAGUGUCUGGCAACUCCCAUGUCCAUGUGGUGGAAAUGCUGCAAAAGCAGCACGAUCCGAACCUGGCCGCGCACUAUUGGGGGAGGCACCUCACCCCCCUUCAGGCGGCUGCCGAGGCAGGUUACGUAAGCAUGGUAAUGUUGUUGUUGGAGUCUGGGGCGCACGAUGUGUCCGACUCCGGCGAGCAAGUGGCUCUUGCUGCUGCUUCAAGGGCUGGCCACCGGGAGGUGGUCUCCUUGCUCUUGGAGGCGGGUGGUGAUAGGGCUGAUAGGGACUGCGCUCUGCAAGCCGCCACCGAGGCAGGGCAUGCGCAGAUUGUCCGGAUGUUGUUGGAGAGGGGUGGUGUUUACGAUCUGACAACCCGUGGCUACCGUGAAAGUUUGGUAGCUGCAUCGAGCACCCUCAACGAGCAGAUCCUGUCAUUGCUGCUGGAGGCUCACGGUCGCCUUGGCUUCUUUGACAGGGGCUGGACCCGAGCUGUCCUGGGCGGGGUGGUGGCCAGAUGCAGAUCCUCGUCUUUUUGCAUCUUCGGAGCCUUCCUCGCUGGGUUGUGGCUCUUCUUCCUCAUCAGUGGUUAUGCUUCUCCGACGAAGGAUGAAAGAGCACGGGAGGAUAGAGAGGCAGUCGCAACAGUCUGCAUCGCUUGUACGAUCAUGCUUCUUCUCUUCGCCAUUCCCUACAAGAUUCUCAGUCUGCUGCUGGUGUCGUGGGCCGUGUCGGGCGACGUGCAGGUGAAUCCCACAGGCAAAGUCUCUGCACCGGACGAGCACUGCGUCCAUAUCUUGGCCGGCCACAACGGCUUCGUUCUGAGCCUUUGUACUGUCGGCGACGUUCUUUUCACCGGAUCUCAGGACUGCAACAUCAUGAUCUGGGACCUGAACAACCUGCAGUACAUCGGUACCCUUCCGGGGCACCGCGGCUUCGUCAAGUGCAUGGUGGCGACACUGGGAAGGAAGCUACUUUGCUCAGGUUCGCAGGACAAGACGAUCAAGGUUUGGAGCCUGGAGACCUUCUCGUCCACGAAGACACUCUACGGGCACACCAGCGAGGUGAACAGCCUGACACUCAUGGAUGGUGCGCCGGACUCCUCCAGUUGA